UAUAGCAUUGGUAUAACAAUGUUCAUCUCCAAACUUCAAGCUUCCAUGGCUAAGUAUGAAGCAAGUGAGUUGAUCAAGAAGUAUCCAAGAAAUGGUGAUGAUGUUCAACUAAAAUCUUUCAGUGGCAUUGCUCGAGAUUCAACUCAACUCAACAAUCAAGGCAAGAUACCAGAAAUCCUAAAAGAUAACAAGAAUGUUGGGCUCAAGCUUAGUUCAAAUGCUCACCCAAAGACAUCUAAGUUGCAAUUUAGUCGAGAGCAGAUGAAGGAGAUCUUUAGAUAUCAUGAUAGCGAUAAGGAUGGUUUUCUCAAUUUAAGGGAGCUAACUAAAGCUUUUGCUUUUCUAGGCUCAAUUAUUCCAUUUGAGAAAGCUUCCUAUGGCAUGACAUAUGCGGAUGCAAAUAAAGAUGGCCUUAUCAGCGAGGCUGAACUUGACAAACUCAUUGAUUAUGCUCAGAAAUUUGUGAAGAAGAAAUGAGCU
Cucurbita pepo subsp. pepo (vegetable marrow) is the source of this 480-nucleotide messenger RNA. RefSeq names its product calmodulin. Gene Ontology annotation, molecular function: calcium ion binding. NCBI's taxonomy places the organism in Eukaryota, Viridiplantae, Streptophyta, Magnoliopsida, Cucurbitales, Cucurbitaceae. The record is from RefSeq and is a predicted model, not a curated record.